Drosophila suzukii is the source of this 3433-nucleotide messenger RNA. It is a transcript of the gene MetRS, whose product is annotated as methionyl-tRNA synthetase 1. Gene Ontology annotation, biological process: methionyl-tRNA aminoacylation. Gene Ontology annotation, molecular function: ATP binding; methionine-tRNA ligase activity. The record is from RefSeq and is a predicted model, not a curated record. Lineage: Eukaryota; Metazoa; Arthropoda; Insecta; Diptera; Drosophilidae. Gene Ontology annotation, cellular component: cytosol; aminoacyl-tRNA synthetase multienzyme complex.
CGGCGUGACAGCUUUUCCAAUCGUUCCAUCACCAAAAUAAUAGUUUCUCGUGGGCAUCCAGAAUUUGGCUGGAUUUUUAACCCUUUUUGCCACGUAAAUUGAAUUAGAAGUAGCGCACGAUCCCGGCAAGAUGAUAAUCUACACGAACGAGGGCAAUCCGCUGGGACUGCAGCUGCUGAUGCUGGCCAAGUUCGCCAAGCGACCGGUGCAGGUGCAGCUGGUUAACCUAAAUGACGCCAAGUUCAAGGACUUGCUGGUGCUACCCACUUUGGAGCUGGACAACGGACUGCGCCUCUUCUCACCGGCGGCCAUUGCCAAGUACCUUCUCGUGGACGAGGGGCAGCGGCGCGAUGAGUGGCUGGAAUGGUCUGCCACGUUGCUCGCUCCGGCUUUGGCCCACCACAUGGCCGUGGGUCACAAGGCGGAUCCCAACGCACUGCCAGUGCUGAAUGCCCUGGUCAAGAAACUGGACGACAGCUUAAAAUCCUCGCCCUUUCUUGCUGGCGACAAACUCACUUCCGCCGACAUCGCCGUGUGGUCGCUCCUGGCUCCGGAUGGCACGCUAAAAGGCGCCCAGAACGUGGACAGCUUGAGGGAUUGGUAUGGCAGGGUGAAGGCCCUUCCCGAGGUGCAGCAGGUUCUGAACGAACAGCCGCUGAAGGACCUCACCUUCAAUGCGCUGCAGCAGUCCAAUCGGUAUGGAGGAUUACAUCAUGUCCCGCUGAAACGUCUCAGCCUGGCGGAUGCGGGCAAACUGCUGGUGGAUACCACCCCCACGGUGGCAGACACAGUUACUGACGAGGAGAUCAGUGCGGCACAGGCUGCCUUUACUUACACAGCUCCCAAGGAACUUAAGGAGGAGCGCACUGUUCUUCCCAAAGCUGGAGAACGCAACGUGCUCAUCACUUCGGCUCUUCCCUACGUCAACAAUGUGCCACAUUUGGGCAACAUCAUUGGCUGUGUGCUGUCUGCUGAUAUCUAUGCUCGAUACUCGCGUUCCGCUGGAUACAACACACUCCUGAUUUGUGGCACGGAUGAGUACGGCACCGCCACGGAGAACAAGGCCUUGGCCGAGAACCUCACUCCUCGAGAGAUCUGCGACAAGUACUUUGAACUACACAACGCCAUCUACCGCUGGUUCGGCAUAGGCUUUGAUUAUUUUGGACGCACCACAACCCAGGAGCAAACAGACAUUGUACAGGAGGCGUUCCAAGAUGUCCUCAAAGCUGGCUACAUCAUUACAGAGAGCGUAGAGCAGCUGCUUUGCCAGAAGUGCGACCGGUUCCUAGCAGAUCGAUUUGUGGAGGGCACCUGCCCACAUCCUGGCUGUGGCUAUGAGGAUGCCCGUGGCGAUCAGUGCGACAAGUGCGGCAAGCUGGUGAAUGCCACGGAGCUGAUCCGUCCCAGGUGUAAGGUGUGCAACAGCGCCCCUGUGCUGCGAUCCUCCGAUCAGUUGUUUAUCGAUCUGCCUAAAGCGGAAGCACAGCUCAAAGAAUGGGUGGACAAGUCGGAGGGAGGAUGGACGCACAACGCCAAGGUGAUCACAAGGGCAUGGCUGAAGGAGGGUCUGAAGCCGCGCUGCAUCACCCGCGACUUGAAGUGGGGUAUCCCCGUGCCGCACGAGGGCUUCGAAAAGAAGGUCUUCUACGUGUGGUUCGAUGCUCCAUUUGGCUACGUGUCCAUGACCAAGCGCUACACCAAGGAGUACCAGCAGUGGUGGCAGCCAGCCAAGGGCACAGAUGUAGAGCUCUUCCAGUUCAUGGCCAAGGACAAUGUGCCCUUCCACUCUGUAGUGUGGCCCAGUGUCCUGCUCGCUAUCAACAAGGGUCACACCCUGGUCUCACACAUCAUGGCCACCGAGUAUCUGAACUACGAGGACGGCAAGUUCAGCAAGAGUCGUGGUAUUGGUGUCUUUGGCAACGAUGCUCAGGAGACUGGCAUUCCAGCUGAUGUAUGGCGUUUCUAUUUGGCCUCCGCCCGACCCGAAGGUCAGGACUCCAGCUUCAGUUGGAACGAUCUGGCUGCCCGCAACAACUCCGAGCUGCUGAAUAACUUAGGAAACUUUGUGAACCGCGCUUUGGUCUUCUGCGAAAAGAACUUCGAAAGCACUGUUCCUGAAGUGGCCACCACUCAAGAUGAGCUUGUGCUGCUGGCUUUGAUUAACCGCGAACUGCGUGGUUAUAUUAACUCCCUGGAGAAAGCCAAGCUGCGCGAUGGCAUUCGACAUCUGCUGGCUAUUUCCCGACAUGGCAAUGGCUACAUGCAAACUCAGCAGCCGUGGGUGCUGCUGAAGGGCACCGAUGAUCAAAAGAAGCGAGCAUCCACCAUUAUUGGUCUUUGUGUCAACAUCGCCUGCCUCUUGGCGAAUCUCCUCUUCCCUUACAUGCCAUCUACGGCUAGGACUCUGUUCGGUCAGCUCAAUGCCAAGCAGACGCCGCUGAAUGCAGAGAAGCCGCUUGCCACUUUGCUUCUCCGUGCUGGUCACAAAAUCGGAAAACCGGCUCCACUCUUUGCCAAACUGGAGCAGUCCUUCAUUGACGAGCUCAAGAGCAAGUACGGCGGAGCUCAGGAGACAAAGUCUGCUGCCCAGAGUCAAACCAGCGCUGCAGAAUUGGAGCAAGCUGUGCAGGCUCAGGCGGAUAAAGUGCGUGAGCUGAAGGCAAGCACCAAGGACAAGGCUGUGUGGCAACCGGAGGUGACCAAAUUGCUGGCCCUCAAGAAACAACUGGAAGAGGCUAAGAAGACUGCGCCUGCUGCCACCCCUGCUGCCGCUCCUGCUCCCUCUAAUGGCUCACAAUCAGUCCAAGACUUGGAGAAGGCUAUCCAGGAGCAGGGCGACAAAGUGCGAAAGCUCAAGGGAAGCACAAAAGACAAAGCCGUGUGGCAGCCAGAGGUAAAUGUGCUGCUAGACCUCAAGAAACAAUUGGAGGCGGCUCAAAAGGCAGCCAAGGCAGCUCCUGCCGCUGCUGCUUCCGUUCCUUCACCCGCCGCCUCUGCAGACGCUGCCCAGGUCAAAGCGUUGGAAGACAAAAUCGCUCAGCAGGCCGAAAAGGUCAGGACCUUGAAGGCCUCGGGCGAUGCCGCGUUGUGGAAACCCGAAGUUGACAUUCUGUUGGGCCUGAAAAACCAGCUGGCCGCACUGACUGGAAUCCCAGCCGCCGGUGGACAGGGCAAGGGCAAGAAAAAGAAGUAGGCCCUGGACCCUCGCACCUCAUAACUUAUAACGCUGGACAUUUACCUCAACUUUUCUAAUCACGCAUUCGAUGGCAAAUCUUUAGUCACGAACUGGCACAGUUCAAUUCAUCUCUUUUAAGUUAUGCGUUUGCAUUUAACAAACCUUCGUAUUUAUUUGAACUAUGGCUAAAUUAUUGAAUCAGUUAGUAAUUUAUUGAGUUUCUGAAAGAUACAUUAAAACCAUUGACUUUCAAAGGAA